CUCAAAACCCCACCCCUAUCUACUAAGGAAAAGCCAAAAAACCUUUUCCCAUCUGUCUACCCAAUCUUCAUUUUAGCUACAUUUCCGGACAAUACAUUCUGCCCACUCCCUCUUCAACACUUGCCAUCUAUAGCCACCCAUUAUCCUGCAUUUCCCAGCAUAGGGAAUAGGUGAAUAUGGCACAGAUUUUAGCUCCUUCUGCCCAAUGGCAAAUGAGGAUUGCCAAGAGCUCAACAGAGGCUUCUCCAAUGGCUUCAAAGAUGUGGGGCUCUGUUGUAAUGAAACCAAACAAAAGACUUGCAGUAAAAAGCUCUGCUAAGUUCAGAGUGUUUGCGCUGCAGUCUGAUAACAGCACUGUAAACCGGAUGGAACAGCUGCUAAAUUUGGAUGUUACUCCGUACACUGAUAAGAUCAUUGCUGAAUACAUAUGGAUUGGUGGCUCUGGAAUUGACACGCGUAGUAAAUCCCGAACAAUUUCAAAACCAGUUCAAGACCCUUCCGAGCUUCCAAAGUGGAACUAUGAUGGAUCAAGUACCGGGCAAGCACCUGGAGAAGACAGUGAAGUUAUUCUAUACCCCCAAGCAAUAUUUAAGGACCCUUUCCGUGGAGGUAACAACAUCUUGGUCAUCUGUGAUACAUACACGCCAGCUGGUGAGCCUAUUCCAACGAACAAACGCUACAGGGCUGCUCAAAUUUUUAGCGACCCAAAAGUUGUAUCAGAAGUGCCAUGGUAUGGUAUAGAGCAAGAGUACACCUUACUGCAGCAAAAUGUGAAGUGGCCCUUGGGUUGGCCUGUUGGAGGUUACCCAGGUCCUCAGGGUCCUUACUACUGUGGUGCUGGAGCAGACAAGUCGUUUGGCCGUGACAUAUCAGAUGCUCACUACAAGGCCUGCUUAUAUGCUGGAAUUAACAUUAGUGGCACCAACGGGGAGGUCAUGCCUGGUCAGUGGGAAUUCCAAGUAGGCCCUAGCGUCGGGAUUGAGGCUGGAGAUCAUAUCUGGUGUGCUAGAUACAUCCUUGAGAGAAUUACUGAACAAGCUGGAGUUGUUCUCUCACUUGAUCCAAAGCCUAUAGAGGGUGACUGGAAUGGUGCUGGGUGCCACACCAACUACAGUACCAAGAGUAUGAGAGAGGAAGGGGGCUUUGAAGUUAUCAAGAAAGCAAUUCUGAAUCUCUCUCUUCGCCACCGGGAUCACAUCAGCGCUUAUGGAGAAGGAAAUGAGAGAAGGUUGACGGGAAAGCAUGAAACUGCCAGCAUCAACACAUUUUCUUGGGGAGUUGCUAACCGGGGUUGUUCAAUUCGUGUGGGCCGUGAUACCGAGAAGAAUGGCAAAGGCUAUUUGGAGGAUCGACGCCCUGCUUCAAACAUGGAUCCCUAUGUGGUGACCGCGUUACUUGCUGAAACUACCCUACUGUGGCAGCCCACACUGGAGGCCGAAGCUCUUGCUGCCCAAAAACUGGCAUUGAAGGUCUGAAAGGGGUUGAAGUGAAUCAUGAAGAGUAGAUUGAUUUAUUAUAUUAGUGUAGGAACCUGGUGCUGCGUUUUUCUUUGAUUCCUUUGUGCAAAUAAGGAACCUAUUUACUCCUUAAAAACACUUUGCUGCAUGUGCUUUUGCUUACAAAUGGUUCCUUAGACACAAAGUGAUGUUGGAAUCAAGUUGCCUUCAUGAAUAUUUUGGACAGUUCAGUUUGAACAUUUUCUUUAAUUUGCUGGAGUUUUAUUGCAUUAUUAAUAAUAUAGAAGCCUAUGAUGCUUUUCUUUGUAGUUUGUA
Ipomoea triloba (trilobed morning glory) is the source of this 1772-nucleotide messenger RNA. Its product is annotated as glutamine synthetase leaf isozyme, chloroplastic. The record is from RefSeq and is a predicted model, not a curated record. The transcript has 14 exons. Gene Ontology annotation, molecular function: glutamine synthetase activity. Gene Ontology annotation, cellular component: cytoplasm. Bases 177 to 1475 code for a protein of 432 amino acids. Lineage: Eukaryota; Viridiplantae; Streptophyta; Magnoliopsida; Solanales; Convolvulaceae.